UUUCUCUGGUCUGUCAAAAAACUAAUUCAUAACAUCAUUAUCCAAUUUGCACGUAUUUUUUCCAAAUUUUUUGUGUACCUAUUGUUAAAAUAAUGGCUGAAUGUAAAAAGAAAUGUUCGUGUAAGAAGAAAGGAGGGAGCCUUUUCAGCAUCGGCAAUAUAAUAGGUCUUGGAUUGAUCGCAGGUUGUGUGUAUGUUUACAACAAUUACUGCAUAAGGCCGAUCAUCGACGAUAUGUUGCGCAAAAUUGAACCGUUUUUCAAUGAUGUUAAAGGAACCAUUUUCAAACCUAAAGAAACCAGCAACAGACCGUUAAACAAAACGCCUAAAAAUCUUCCAAACCAUAAGGAAAUUGAGGAUAAUGUCGAUAAAGACAAAUGAGCUUGGCGAAAAAAACAAACUGUUAUUUGUAAUGUAGAUCGAAGUGUACGAAUUACAAAUUGAUCUUGAAAUUGUGUCUUUUAAUAAUACGUGAGGAGGAUUUCGCGAACCUACUUACACUCGGAUUUAUAAUGGGUUCUGUAUAUUACUACAACAAUUACAUGGCCUGUUCAAAAAGCAAAAGCGAUAAUAAAAAUAAGAAAGGAAAGAGAAAAUGUUGAUGUUAUGUCCACUAAAUUGUAGUAAUUUUACGUGAAGGAUAAUAACGUUAGAAAUUACUUGAUGAAUUGAAAAAAUCAUACCCUCUAAGGCUUCCUUCCACCCUCCACCACCUUCCUUUUAGCUAUACAAUGCAUCCUGUUCGAGAAAUCCCAAUUCCUCCCUUUUCUCAACUAAACGUAUAUUUUACAAAAUUCAUUACAAAUACAAUUUAAUAUAACAUACUAACCCUUGGAUUGAUAGUGGGUGCUGUAUAUGCUUAUAACAACUAUUUAGCAUGUUUAAUCAAAGAAGGAGGAGGAGGAGGAGGAGGAGGAGGAGGCAAAGAUGAUGGCAAGAAGAAGAAAAGAUGCUGAUAUAUUGCAAUAACUACUUAUAUUGGGACAUGACUCGAAGAACAACAAAACUAAAUUGUUUCCCCCCAUGUCUCCCCGCAUCCCCUGCUUUUGCUGCUCCAGUAUAUUGAAUGUUAAAUUGUAGGGUAUGGUUUAG
This is a messenger RNA of Phyllotreta striolata, 1091 nucleotides long. The record is from the annotation of a GenBank genome assembly. NCBI's taxonomy places the organism in Eukaryota, Metazoa, Arthropoda, Insecta, Coleoptera, Chrysomelidae.